This is a messenger RNA of Cervus elaphus (red deer), 3663 nucleotides long. It is a transcript of the gene ACTG2, whose product is annotated as actin gamma 2, smooth muscle. Lineage: Eukaryota; Metazoa; Chordata; Mammalia; Artiodactyla; Cervidae. Gene Ontology annotation, cellular component: cytoplasm. The record is from RefSeq and is a predicted model, not a curated record. Gene Ontology annotation, biological process: vascular associated smooth muscle contraction. Bases 292 to 1467 code for a protein of 391 amino acids. The transcript has 9 exons.
CUCUGGAGUCCUUUUGCAUACAUUUUUCAAAUGAUAAUUCACUCUACCCAACCCCCUUUUCCACCCUCCCCACCCCCAAGGCCGAUUUAUUGAAAAAAGCACCUUAUAUGGUAAUAUUGCUAACACACCGUCAGCUGGCCUUUUUAGGGACUCUGUUUAAAGAAGAUCCGCCUCUGGGGUUUUAUAUUGCUCUGGUAUUUAUGCCAAAGACACACCAGCCCUCAGUCACUGGGAGAAGGACCUCUCCUACACUUGGUGCUCCAGCCCCUGGUUCACUCGGCCACACUCACCAUGUGUGAAGAAGAGACCACCGCGCUCGUGUGUGACAAUGGCUCUGGCCUGUGCAAAGCUGGCUUCGCAGGAGAUGACGCCCCCCGCGCCGUCUUUCCUUCCAUUGUGGGCCGCCCUCGUCACCAGGGUGUGAUGGUGGGAAUGGGCCAGAAAGACAGCUAUGUUGGGGAUGAAGCUCAGAGCAAGCGCGGGAUCCUUACUCUCAAAUACCCCAUUGAACACGGCAUCAUCACUAACUGGGAUGACAUGGAGAAGAUCUGGCACCACUCCUUCUACAAUGAGCUGCGGGUCGCCCCCGAGGAACACCCCACCCUGCUCACGGAGGCCCCUCUGAAUCCCAAGGCCAACAGGGAGAAGAUGACCCAGAUCAUGUUUGAAACCUUCAACGUCCCUGCCAUGUACGUCGCCAUUCAAGCUGUGCUCUCCCUCUAUGCUUCUGGCCGCACAACGGGCAUUGUCCUGGAUUCAGGGGACGGUGUCACCCACAAUGUUCCUAUCUAUGAGGGCUAUGCACUGCCUCAUGCCAUCAUGCGCCUUGACCUGGCUGGCCGCGACCUCACGGACUACCUCAUGAAGAUCCUCACAGAGAGAGGCUAUUCCUUUGUGACCACAGCCGAGCGAGAAAUUGUGCGAGACAUCAAGGAAAAGCUGUGCUACGUGGCUCUGGACUUCGAGAAUGAGAUGGCCACGGCAGCCUCCUCUUCGUCCCUGGAGAAGAGCUACGAGCUGCCAGAUGGGCAGGUCAUCACCAUUGGCAAUGAGCGCUUCCGCUGCCCGGAGACCCUCUUCCAGCCCUCGUUCAUUGGCAUGGAGUCAGCUGGAAUUCAUGAAACAACCUACAAUUCCAUCAUGAAAUGUGACAUUGACAUCCGCAAGGAUUUAUACGCCAACAAUGUCCUCUCCGGGGGUACCACCAUGUACCCCGGCAUUGCCGACAGAAUGCAGAAGGAGAUCACAGCCCUGGCCCCCAGUACCAUGAAGAUCAAGGUGGGUGCUACCCUGGCUCCCCUCGUCCUAUUCUUUGUCCAAGUCAGGCUGCCAGGCCUACAGCUUGGUGGUUGCCUUUAUCCUGGUCUGAGGCAGAUUUCAUCUUGUGGGGGAGUAUGUUCCUGGGACCCUGAACAGGAGAUACAUUUAUCCUGGGCUCUUAAGCACAAUCUCAUGGACACUGUGUGAGAAGGAGAUAAAAUGAGUUUGAAAUGGAGAGAAUGGGUUGAGAAGGAAAUGAGGAGGUUAAAGAGGGAAAGGAAAGGAGGAGGCAACACCACACCAUCUUUAAACUUUAAAAAGGACCUGGGAAACCUUUUUAAGGUGAAAGUUCCAGAGAGAGAAUGUUGACUGUCGGACAGGCCACAGGGACACUCCUCGAUUCCUGGACAGCCUCUGACCUGUUGUCCCAUCUCGGCCACAGCCCUCAUACACUGCUUCUCCCCUCAUAGGCCUCCUCAGCACAGGAGCCCAGCUGUCUUACCACCCCUCCCCAGCCUCUGGUCCCCAAGCAAUCAGACAGACCCUUUCAGGAUUUCUAGGAACUGUUUUGCUAGCAGGGUUAGAAAAAGAUAGGUGCCAAAGAGAGAUAACAAAUAGGUUGAAAGUUACAGAGUCUCAGGAUAAAGUUGGCCUCUGAGCUGAGGAAGUGUGUUCUAUAUGUUAGUAUUCUAAGAACCUUUUCCACAAAGGCCUCCCUGCCCAGGGAAGCAGAAUGGGCCACAGGAAAACAGAUGAGCAUCUACAAGCUCUUCUCACCAGGAACCACUGGAGCAGUCAUGUUUAUUGAGGCCUGCCGUAUGGUGGGCACUGUGCCAGGCCUUGGGCAGUGGUUUUUUACUAAGACCAUGUGUCAGGAUAUCAGACCUAGCCUCACCCCCAGAUUCCUGUUCAACAGAUAUGGGGUACCACCAUCACCUACACUGACAAACAGACACCAGUGAUUUGAUGCAUAUCCCAAUUUAUGAGCCAAGGUCCUGAGUUUAAUAACAUGGCCAGCUGUUCAGGAGUUUAAGAUCUGAUUAUUAGACAUGCUUAAUGGGAGAACAGCUUAAAUAAGACCAGAGGAAGGGAAAGGACAUGGCAGGCAGGGGGAGGAGCGUGAGUGAAGGUACCCAAGGGUGUGUGCAUGUACAAACUCCCCAGCCAAAUUGGACAGCAAGAUGUGUAGGGGAGAUGAGGCAAGCUCUAGAAUAUGGAAGAAGAGAGUAGGGUGGAAAUGGGGCCGAGAUGUAGGGCCUCCAGCCCAAGACAGCCCAGAGUUUUCUUACAAAUAGAGCUGCCCAGCAAUAAAAUCCAUUACCUUCUUAGUGGCUGUGCCAGUCCUUGAGGUGUCUGUCAAAGGAGCCCCGGGGUGACUUUUGUCUGCGUGAAAAAGAUAACUUCUAAAGACCCUACUUAUUCUGUAAUUCCAUGAUCUCUGCAAUUUAGGAAAUAUGGAGGGAGAUCCUUAGGAGACCAGAAAGAAAUCUGUUUCACAUCUGGCUUGUUCUAGCAUUGGAUUCUUAGUCCCUUCAGAAACAGGAAUUAGUUGAAAAGCUAUAGUCCUUUUGGAUCCACUUUUGGUGAAGUUCAAAGUUGUCUGACAUGGCAACGAAUUUCUAAAGGCCAAGCUCAGGAAUCCCAGGGGCAUGUAUGAAUUUGAGAACUUCUCAGAUACAAGAGACUAUUGAGUAGACUGGCUUAUUCUCCAGAAAGGAGGAAUCCCAGCCCAAGAUGCCCAUGCAUCCAGGCAAGAACAGAACAGCACUCCCCUUAUAGAUGUUUGUAUUAGUUAGCUAUUGCUGGGUAACAGCAACUGUGAAAUGUUAGGUCACAUAACAAUAAGCAUUUAUUGUUCAUGCAUCUGCAGGUCAGCUGGGAGUCAGUUGUUUUGGGUCAAGUUUGGCUAGGCAGUUCUGCAGGUCUAGCCAACUCAGGUCAGGGGCACAUUCUCUCACUGUGGGGCUCAGGCUAAAGGGCCAGUAGCUCUUUAAGGGAAGUUCUUCUCGUGAAGAUAGCAGAGACACAAAAGAGUGUGCCCACUUGCAUGACUGAAGCACAUUUUGGGCCACUAUGUCAAGUCUGCUGAUAUCCCAUCGGCCAAAGCAGACAGGGCCCAGCCCAUUCUUCUCAUGGAGUGGCAGGGGAAUGAAGUGGGAGGGAGGCUGACAAUCUGAGCAAUAGUCUGAUCUACCACAAGGUUUCUCCUAGUUCCUUUCUGACCACAGAGGCUGUCCGUUCCCAGGGCAGUCUGGCAGUAUGACGAGAUGAUUCCUGGACCACCUUCCCUAUACCUUGGCAACUGACCAUGAUUCACCACAUUUGCUCUUUGCAGAUUAUUGCUCCCCCAGAGCGGAAGUACUCAGUCUGGAUCGGAGGCUCCAUCCUGGCCUCUCUCUCCAC